AUGAGGAUUUUUGGGAAUGGGUUCAGGGGGAGUGUUGGUGGUGCGGUUGCAGGAGCUAGGAGGUCUGGAUUCUUCCAGCCGAUUCCCCAAUCGCAGCACAGAGACCAGUCGCCCAAUGCCCAAGUACAUCCGGCCAGGACAACGAAUCCAGUGGCUGACCAGUCACCAGCAACCAACAAUGCCACCAAUUCGCCAGGAACUGCCAAUAGGCCGCGUUUCGUGGCGGUCACAACUCUGGAGGACGCCCAAGCUGUGAGAUGCGCAGAGUUCCAUCCCAAUGGACGACUUUAUGCAGUUGGAUCGAAUUCGAAAACUUUGAGGAUCUGUGCUUAUCCUUCUUUGAACGAUGUCAGGGAGCAGCAUUCAACGUAUCAGCCCACUGUCCUAUUCAAGAGGACGAAGCACCACAAGGGCAGCAUCUAUUGUCUGGCCUGGUCGCCAGCUGGUGAUCUGAUGGCUACGGGGUCCAAUGAUAAGACGGUGAAGUUGAUGAGGUUCAAUGCUGAUACGGAGAAUUUGGAAGGACAGGAGGUCGAGUUGACGAUGCACGAUGGUACGGUGCGAGACUUGUGUUUCCUCGAAGACUCCACAAACAAAUCAAGCCUAUUAAUUAGUGGGGGCGCCGGCGACUGCAAAAUCUACGUCACCGACUGCGAAACAGGAACACCCUUCCAGGCUCUUAGUGGGCACACGGGCCACAUUUUAUCUCUGUACAAUUGGGGUGGAGCCCUAUUUGCCAGUGGCUCCCAGGACAGGACAGUUCGUUUCUGGGACUUGAGGACCAGGGGCUGCGUUAACACGGUGACGCCUGCUGCAGGACCCAGUGCCAGGGGUUCUCCUGUGGCUGGUCUCUGCGUGGACCCAAGUGGAAGACUCCUGGUCUCUGGUCAUGAAGACAGUUCUUGUGUUUUAUAUGACAUCAGGGGUGAUAGACCUGUACAAUGUUUCAAACCUCAUGCUUCUGAUAUUAGAUCGAUCAGGUUUUCGCCAUCUGCUUACUAUUUACUGACAGGAGGUUAUGAUAAUAAAUUGGUGCUCACCGAUUUACAAGGUGAUUUAACUAUGCCUUUACCAAGUGUGGUAGUUGCCCAGCACAACGACAAAGUCAUCUCAGGCCGAUGGCAUCCCACAGAGUUCUCCUUCUUGUCAACUUCUGCAGACAAAACGGCGACGCUGUGGGCGCUGCCACCAUUGUAAAAAGUUUUAAAGAGAAAAACAUACAAAUGUGGAGACAAAAUAGUUUGUAAUAAAAUAUAUACACUAUAUACAUAUAUAUUUAUAUUUAGAAUUGUUUAAGUCAUUAUAAAUGGACAUACAUAUAAAAUAUGGUUGUCGGCGAAGAAUUAAAUUUUUCAACGAGGAUAUACCAAUGCGUCGGAUUAAAAAUAACAAUUUUUUAUUCAAAUAUUGAAAUCUCAAUUUCUUUCGAUUUGUGACCACUGGUGGGGGGGGAGUACUGUGGCAAAUUACAGUCGACCAUGUUUUUUAAGAAGUCUAUAAAAGUUUAUAAAAUCUGAAAAAGAAUCGCGAUUAUAGUCGAAUCAUUUUUUAGUAACUAGAAACCUAACAAUGCAAGCAUUACACGUAUUUUUUUAUACAAAUAUAUUUAAUUAGGUUUCUGGUCGUUAUGGAUAAACUAGACGUAAGUGGCAUUAUGAUAUGUGUAGUUUUUGGUAAUGAUUUAUGAACCCAAAAAUGACUUUAUUACAUCAAAAAUGAUUCAACCACAAUCGCGAUCUUUUUUCAGAUUUUAUAAACUUUUAUAGACUUUCUAUAAAACCUGUGGCAGACUAUAAAUUGCCACAGUACUCCCUCACCAGCAAUUAGGUACUAGAUCGAAAGGAGUUGAGAUUUAGCUACUUCAAUAAAUAAUUGGUAUUUUUAAUUCGACGAAUUGGUUGUUUAAUUAAUGAAAGUAAAUAGAGGAUUAAAAUUUUUGAACAAGGAAGGUAUAAAGUUGAUUUUUAAAAUGUAGGUGACAUAUAGGUUAGUGUUUUAUCGGGUUUUGUGAACACAGAUUUUAUUUGUGUCGAUAUAUAUAUAUAUAUAUAUAUAUAUAUAUAUAUAU
Molecule: messenger RNA, 2068 nt
Organism: Ctenocephalides felis (cat flea)
Lineage: Eukaryota; Metazoa; Arthropoda; Insecta; Siphonaptera; Pulicidae
Product: WD repeat-containing protein 47
Exons: 7
Coding region: 1-1197 (398 amino acids)
Molecular function (GO): protein binding
Source: RefSeq, a predicted model, not a curated record